CUAUGUAGAAUAUUUGUUGAAAAACUUUUGUAAUAAAAUAUUUCAUAUCGUUUGUGAUGCGCAGGUUUAACCAGCAACAUGAUCACGAAGUAAUUUAAAGAUUAUACGUAUAUCGUUUUUCUUACUUGAAUUAAAACUGUACGUUUAGAAAUAGUAUAUUAACGUAAUUAUAUUUAGAUUUGAUUAUUAUAGAUAUGGAAGUAGUUAGAAGUAUAUGGAAAAAUCCUGUUUUAUUAUAUAAAACCGGACUACGAGCAUCAUUUAGAAAUAGUAGUAGUUCUGCAUCAAAAGUGACAAAAAAAGAAGAUGUUUCUAUACAAGACAAUGAUUUACAAUUAUCAAAUAUAAAUGCAGAUAUAAAUACACAAAAUGAUGUAACAUUUAAUGCUCUUGUUUCAACUGAAGAAUUACUAGCACAAAUAGGAUUGGCAAGGGAAUUUGCAACAGAUAGUAAAGUUGAACAUCCUUAUGUUGAUAAAUUAAAAAGAGUGCAAAUGAUUUUAUUUGAUUUAAGUCAUGCUAUAUUAAAACCGAUGCCAGGAAAAAGUAAAGCAUUUGAAAGUAAACACAUCAAUGAUUUGGAAGAAUGGAUAGCAGAAUAUGCCAAUCAACUACCACCUCAAGAAACCUAUAUUAUUCCAGGUGGUGGUAAGGCUUGUUCUACAUUACAUUCAGCGAAAGCAGUAUGCAAACGAGUAGAAAGAAAUGUUGCAUUUUUGGUUCAAGAUGGUUUAUUGAAUAAAGAAGCACAAAUAUAUCUAAAUAAAUUACAAAACUUCUUACUAACAACAUCACGUAUUGCAGCCAAAUGUGAUCAACGUACAGAAAAUAUUUAUAUUCCUAGAGUAGAAGUUGAAAAAAAUGAGGAAAAGUAAAAAUUAUGAAAAAAA
This is a messenger RNA of Apis mellifera (honey bee), 890 nucleotides long. RefSeq names its product cob(I)yrinic acid a,c-diamide adenosyltransferase, mitochondrial. The record is from RefSeq and is a predicted model, not a curated record. Bases 195 to 875 code for a protein of 226 amino acids. The transcript is spliced from 3 exons. NCBI's taxonomy places the organism in Eukaryota, Metazoa, Arthropoda, Insecta, Hymenoptera, Apidae. Gene Ontology annotation, molecular function: corrinoid adenosyltransferase activity.